This is a messenger RNA of Sporothrix schenckii 1099-18, 1617 nucleotides long. RefSeq names its product Hexose transporter. Gene Ontology annotation, molecular function: carbohydrate:proton symporter activity. The record is from RefSeq and is a predicted model, not a curated record. Gene Ontology annotation, biological process: transmembrane transport; carbohydrate transport. The transcript is spliced from 3 exons. Gene Ontology annotation, cellular component: membrane. Bases 1 to 1617 code for a protein of 538 amino acids. NCBI's taxonomy places the organism in Eukaryota, Fungi, Ascomycota, Sordariomycetes, Ophiostomatales, Ophiostomataceae.
AUGGUAACAGAAAAACAAACCGACGUUGCCGAAGCCAUCGAGCGUGUUCCGGAUGGCAGCACCCUGAAAGAUGCCGUCAUGGACGCCGCGUUGAAGGGCCAGGCAACGACAGGCUACGAAACUAUGACGCCGUGGGAGACGAUCAAGACGUUCAAGAUCAGCACCCUCGCAUGCUUUGCCGCGGCAUUUAGUGCUGCUACAGAUGGAUACCAGAUUGGGAUGAACUCGGGCAUCGUCGCCAACAAGGCAUUCGUUAAGCAAUUCGCCACCACCGUCGACGCCAAAGGCCAGCCGGCUCUCGCGUCCCCGGUCCUCGCUGGUUGGAGCUCCGUCCAGUCCGUCGGCCAGAUCAUCGGCAUGGUGGGCCUGUCCUUUGUGUCCAGCCACUUCGGCCGCAAGGUGGCUAUGUACACAUACUGGAUAAUUUUGGCUUGCAGCAUUGUGGCCGAGUCAGUAGGCCGAUCAUGGCAGGCGUGGCUCGUGGCGAAGCUGCUUGCGGGUAUCGGCGUCGGGUCGAUGCAGUCCAUCUUGCCGACGUACAUUUCCGAAGUGGCGCCGGUGCGCAUCCGCGGUGCCCUGCUCAUGAUGUACAGCCUGUGGUGGACACUAGGCACCUUCUUCGCCUACACUGCUAUGCAGACCCUCAACAAACACCACCCGGACGUCUACCUCAUCUCCAUCUACACCCAGUGGGCCCAGGUGGGCAUCAUGCUCAUCAUCUACAUCUUCCUGCCCGAGUCGCCGGCCUGGUGCGUCACACGCGGAUACAUGGACAAGGCCCGGACCUCGCUGAAGCGGCUCAACAAGGGCGUACGGGACUUCAAUCUCGACCACCAGCUGCAGGUGCUGGUCCUGACUGUGGAACACGAGCAGGCCGUGGCGGUCGAGCAGCGGCGCGAGCACUGGUACUCCAUCUUCCGCGGUGUUGACGGAUUCCGCACGGUGGUGACGUUGUGGACCAACCUGUCGCAGCAGUUCAUCGGAAACACGCUGUUCGGCACCUUUGGCACAUACUUCUUCCAGCAGGCCGGGCUGGCGGAUCCCUUCAAAAUCAAGUGCAUCACCGAGGCUGUUCAGAUUGCCACCGUCAUCAUUGUCGUUCUCAUCUCCGAUUAUUCGGGCCGACGAUUAAUUGCCUGUUCGGCCACAACACUCAUGUGGUUGGCCUGUGUCGCCAUUGGCAUUCUGGGUGUCGCCCGCCAGGUCAAGGCAACCAACUAUCUUCUUGUUUUCUUUGCGUGCUUGUGGAAUGUCGGCGUGACAGCUAACGGAGCCGCAGGAUGGGGUUACAUUGGUGAGAUCUCGUCCCAACGCCUGCGUCCGUACACUGCUGGUUUUGGUGCCGCCACCACCUGUGUGGUCGGCGUCGUCAUGGGCCAGCUGACGCCGUACAUGGUGAACUCGAGCAAGUGGAACUGGGGCCUCAAAACGGGCUGGUUCUACGCUGGCGUUGGUCUUCCUUUUGCCGCCGGCAUGUGGCUGUUAAUUCCUGAAACCGCUGGCCGCUCCGCUGCUGAGCUGGAUGAGCUGUUCGAGCGAAAGAUUAACCCGUGGCGCUUCGCCAAGACGGAGACGGCCAUUCAGAGAGUGGUCCAGAAUGAGAAGGAGCAGUCGUAG